Molecule: messenger RNA, 1541 nt
Organism: Lolium perenne
Lineage: Eukaryota; Viridiplantae; Streptophyta; Magnoliopsida; Poales; Poaceae
Product: peroxidase 2
Biological process (GO): hydrogen peroxide catabolic process; response to oxidative stress
Molecular function (GO): peroxidase activity; heme binding
Source: RefSeq, a predicted model, not a curated record
GCUCAAAGACACACCACCGGGAUCAACACGAGCGAGAGAGCUACCCAGCGACAAUGGCAAAGCUCACCGCCGCCCUGACGGUCCUCGUGCUGGUGGCCUGCGUGGGUCGUCCAUGCCAGGCAGGCUACGGUUAUCCCAACCCCAUGCCCUCGCCUAGUCCUUCCCCGUCGACUUCUCCACCGUACACCGCAACAGCACCUAGCCCUCCGCCGCCCGGCCCAGUCACUCCGUCUAGUCCUCCACCCUACACCGCAACCGCACCUAGCCCUCCGCCGCAGGCCCCGGUCACUCCAUCUAGUCCUCCACCGUAUAGCCCAAGCACAGCUAGCCCUCCUCCGCCCACUCCAAUUGCCCCGUCUAGCCCACCACCGGACACCCCCAGCACACCUAGUCCUCUGCCACCAACUCCGAGCACACCUCCAACGGGACUCGCAGUUGGUUACUACCAGAAGACAUGCUACCGCGCAGAGAACAUUGUGAGGGAAGCUGUGCGCGACGCCAGCAAGGGCAUCAUGGCGGGGCUCAUCCGUCUAUUCUUCCACGACUGCUUCGUCAGGGGUUGCGAUGCGUCUGUGUUGUUGGAUACGGCUGACCCUAACAGUGCGACCGAGAAAUUUGGUAUCCCGAACCUGAGUCUGCGCGGAUUUGAAGUGAUCGACGCGGCCAAGGCCAGGAUCGAGAAGGAGUGUGGCAAUGUCGUGUCUUGUGCCGACAUUGUGGCCUUCGCCGGGCGUGACGCCACCUACUUCCUUAGCAAUAAGAAGGUCUACUUCGACAUGCCUGCUGGCCGCUAUGAUGGACGUGACUCUUUCAUAAACGAGACAUUGUUCAACCUCCCCCCACCUUUCUCCACCGUCGAGCAGCUCAAGGCAGGGUUUGCCUCCAAGGGACUCAACACCGACGAGAUGGUUACCCUCUCUGGCGCACACACCAUCGGGAUUUCCCACUGCUCAUCCUUUUCUGACCGCCUCACCUCGAACUCCUCCGAUAUGAACCCCACUCUGAAAAGCACUCUGCAGGCAGAGUGCCGGUCAAACUCUGGCAGCGACAACACGGUCGUACAGGAUAAAAAGACCCCUGACAAUCUCGACAACAUGUAUUACAAGAAUGUUCUCAGCCAUGAGGUUCUCUUCACGUCAGAUGCUGCGCUCAUGAUGGCGACAGACACAAGCGACGCGGUUCGUGCCAACGCUAAGGAUACAAACCAGUGGGAGGAAAAGUUCAAGGUGGCCAUGGUGAGGAUGGGUGCUAUUGAAGUCAAGACAAUUGCCAACGGUGAGAUUAGAAGGAGCUGCCGGGUCGUCAAUGCUAACUAGACAGGCUGCUAAGAUUCAUGGCAAAUGUUUAUAUACUUGAGAUUUUGCACUUCCUCGUGUGCUUGUAAUUUUGAUUUCCCUUUGUUGUUUAUUUUAUUUUCCUUCUCUAAUGUUAUAUACAUUUUUCAUUGGAUUUUUAUUGUAACAAUCAGGUUUAAAACAUUUUUCAUAAUACUACUUGUAAACAAAUCGGGAAUGCUACAAGAUCUUUAAUUAUUGGAGGUC